ACAACUAUUUUGAUAAUCAUAGAUUAACGUUCAAUUCCCCAGGUCUAGGAGCCAAAAACAAAGAGUUUGGAUUGUUGAAACUUAAAGUGCAAAUCAAAGUUUGAAAAAUUAGAUUCAAAGGGGGUUAAAUAAAACAAACAAGAAAAAUCCUUUAAUUUACUUCAAGGAGAAUGGAACCAUCUCAAUCUCAAAAUGAAACCCUUCCUAUCUCUUCUAAGGAAUCCCGCGUUAACCGCUUCAAGCCCAUUUGGCGAUUUUUCUUGAUUUCCAAUCUCGCUCUUGGAGCAUAUAUAUUUGCACAGGCAAGAAGGAAGAACUCAAGCAUUGCUGAUAACAAACCUGCUAAAAAGGAGGAGGAGCACAGCAAGAGUGAAACUGAAGCAGAUGUGUCUUCUGAUGCAGUGACGGAUGCUUUAGUUCAUGAGGAACCGCCGAUCCUUCCAAUUGUUGCAAAACCCCCAAAGGUUUUGGAUCCCAUUCCCGAAGAUCAGCAGCGUGAACUUUUCAAGUGGAUGUUGGAAGAGAAAAGAAAAGCCAAGCCUAGUGACCCUGAAGAAAAGAAAAGAAUUAAUAAAGAGAAGGCUGUUCUCAAACAGUUUAUUCGCACAGAAUCUCUUCCCAGAAUUUGAUUAUCACAUCUUGUUGUACUCGACAAAUUCUUGCUUUAUCAAAGAACAAAUUACUAUUGAGGAUGAAUUGAAAUAUCACAUGUCAAAGAUGGGAUUCUGGUUUUUGGUACCCAUCUCUUGUGAAAUUGAAUUACAAGAA
Messenger RNA from Gossypium arboreum, 768 nucleotides. RefSeq lists its product as uncharacterized. The transcript has 2 exons. The record is from RefSeq and is a predicted model, not a curated record. Lineage: Eukaryota; Viridiplantae; Streptophyta; Magnoliopsida; Malvales; Malvaceae. Bases 171 to 629 code for a protein of 152 amino acids.